CUAUCCUCCCAAGUCCCAACUAGAGGGAGAAGAGAGAGACGAGAGUGGAGUAGAAAGGAAGCCAUUCCCCUUCCCACUCACUCCUUCUCUCUCUCUCCCUCCCUCUUCCUUUUCAACAACCCGCACCCCCAAACUUCUUCGUCUCUUCCCCAUCCAUCUAAGAGAGGAGGGAAGAAGCAUAUGCUUUUGAAGCUCCUUAAUCCUCUCAUCGUCAGAUCUCUUCCCUCUAUAAAGCUCCAGAUUGAUUCCUUCUCAGUUCCAGCCGCCAUGCCCGACUCCUCCUUUCUCAAGCUCUCCCUCUUCGUCUCCGGCGACCCCGCCGACCCUCCGGCCGCCCGCUCCCCCCGGAGCUUCGCCGACGGGGCCGUCGGCCUCGGCAUCGUCGCCGCCCUCAGCGGCGGUGGCGACGUUGGAGGCCGCGGGAGGUCCGCGGCGCUGAGACGGUCGGAACCGAUCCCGAUCGCCCCGACGAGGGCCUUUGCGGCUGCCCGAUCGCCGGAGCCGGACGAGACGGAGCUCUCCGAGAGCUAUACGUGUGUGAUCUCGCACGUCAGAGGCAACUCCGUCAGGAAGAGGGUGUACUUCGGCGACGGCUCCGAGGUCGUCACUGGGGCCGUCCACAGGGGUCGUGCGGUGCUCUUCGAGAUGCCGCCGCCUCCGGAGCCGGCGAUGCCGUUCGCGGCAAUCGGUUUCUUGAGCCGCUGCUAUUUGUGUAAGAAGAAGCUUGAGGGGAUCGAUGUCUACAUGUACCGAAUUCAUGGUUUUGUUGGGAAGAGACCUUUAAGGUUGCUAUCAUCAGGGCUGAUUAGUCUGCAAGACAACAUAGUUUCUUCUUGCUUGCCAGGAGACAAAGCCUUCUGUAGUGCGGAGUGCAGGUGCCAGCAGAUGCUGUUUGAUGAGCACAAGAACUGUGGCUCUGAAGUACUGAAGUCGUAUGAAUGCUCUGUGUCUCCCUGUUCUGGCCCUUUGCUCUUUGCAACUGGUGUGGCCGCAGCUUAAUCAUACAAAACUAAAGACCCAUAAGGAACAGGUAGAAAUGAUAGGAAAUAUGAGAAAGGUUACCAGAGUGAAUAAGCCAUAUAUGUAUAGCUACAGAGAGAACUGGAAAAGAUCUGAGAUAAUAUGCUUGUUCGAUCACAUCUUUUUAGGCAAAGCCCUGACGAGAAGGAAUGAAACAAAUAUGUGAUGUAUAAAUUCCAUGUAGCAGAGAAAACAUCAGAGGCUUUGGAGCUUCUGUGUACUGCAUCCGUUGGCAAAUUAUUAUAGUUAUCAAUAUCAUAUGUUAUAUACUCAAGCAAUAUGCUGCAUGAUUUUAUUAUUGUA
Molecule: messenger RNA, 1323 nt
Organism: Phoenix dactylifera (date palm)
Lineage: Eukaryota; Viridiplantae; Streptophyta; Magnoliopsida; Arecales; Arecaceae
Product: FCS-Like Zinc finger 14-like
Source: RefSeq, a predicted model, not a curated record